GCUGUUAUUUAGAGAUGUGUUUUUCUGCUGUUUUUGUGUUUUUGGGGAUUCUUUUCUGCGCUCUGUGCCGCUGCUUGGAGUGUCCUUUUGGCUGUGAGUGUUUCGCUGUGAUCCGCACGGUAAAAUGUGUUUCUAAAGAUCUGCUCACAGCACCAGAAAAUAUUCCAGGAUAUGCCAGGACCGUCAUUAUCACAGGGAAUAAUAUACACCAAAUUGGACCCAGUUCGUUUACGGAGCUGGAGAACGUCACUAACAUCAUUUUAACCAAUAACAGGUUAACAGAGAUGGCGUCCCACACCUUCUCCUCCCUGGUCAACCUGCGCUUCCUGGACCUCAGUGGAAACCAGCUGGCACUCAUCCAUCCAGAGGCUCUCAGCAUACCUGGUAGUCCCCUUCAGGAGCUCAACCUGAGCCAGUCACUCUACAACUUUACUGCCCUUACAGACCUGACCACAGCUCUGCGCUGGGGGGGCCUCGCGGGGCUCCUCCGCCUCGACCUCUCGGGGAACAAGCUUGCGCUGCUUCCCCCGGGCAUGUUCUCUCACCUUCCCAAUCUGCAGCAGCUUUUCCUCACCAACAACUCUUUGGUGGCAGUCUACAGUGGGACCUUCUCUGGCAUGAAUUACCUGGAAAUGCUUGACCUGACGCACAACACCUUCAGCACAUUCGGAACCGAUGCUCUGGUGGAGUUGGACAAGCUUGGGGACAUCAGAAUCCUGCUUGGUAACAACCCCUACACCUGCUCCUGCGAGAUCAAUGAGUUUGUCGCGUGGCUGAAUAAAUCGAGAGCUAAGGUUGAUGUGGAUGCUGUGAGAUGUGCCUCACCUGGCGCAUUAACUGACGCCCGCCUAAGAGGGCUCAGCAUCCAGGAUAUCGGGUGUGUUGUUCCAGUCCUGGCAGAGGUCGCUGAUCUCACCCUGCAGACCUCUUAUGUCUUCCUGGGACUGGUUCUGGGGCUUGUUGGCAUGGUUUUUCUCUUUGUGCUCUACCUGAAUCGCAAAGGUAUGAAGAAGUGGAUCAAUGAAAUGAGAGACGCUUGUCGGGAUGUCCUGGAGGGCUAUCACUACCGAUACGAGAUUGACUCGGACCCUCGGCUGGGGCACAUUUCUGCAGACAGCAGAAGGGCGCAAAGGCAGUUAGGAAUAUCUCUGCCCCAGCAGCUGCCCAGUGACACCUCUGUUGCCCCCACAAAAACACAAGUCAAACAGCUGACAACCUCCCCACCUCUAAACUUAUGAUAAACUAACUGAUGAUUUGACAUAUUAUGGUGUAGCUGUAAAUAGUUUUAGGAGGAAAUUUGCAAUUUUGUCUCGAGCAUUCUGUACAUAUCGGAGUUACAUCCUAGAAACCUAAAAAAAAAGUGCCUUUGUGUUGUAGAUACUCUAGAUUCUUGUAUUUGUAAGUUAGUAAGUGUAUGUUUUUCUUCUAGAUUUUUAUAAGGACCUUACACAUAGGCUACUUUGGAAAUGGAUGUUAGCUUUUUCAGUGUGCUUUCUUUACUUUUAUAUUAGCUGAAAUAUCUUUCCAGUAAGCAGAAGAUAAAGAAAAACAUAAAUAACAUAAAUUAUAGAUGACCAGUGAAUGGUAGGGUAGGUCUAUUCUACUGUGUUCUUCAGUAAAAAAAAGCAAAACCUUUAAAUUUACUCAGCCCUAUAUCUGUAUAGGAGCGGUAAUAAUGCGAUUUGUAUUUGAAUGAAUAUGUCUUGGUAUGAUAUAAAAACCUGUGUUUACAUUAAUUAGAAAUAAAAAGAAAUGAU
Molecule: messenger RNA, 1757 nt
Organism: Maylandia zebra (zebra mbuna)
Lineage: Eukaryota; Metazoa; Chordata; Actinopteri; Cichliformes; Cichlidae
Product: trophoblast glycoprotein
Biological process (GO): negative regulation of canonical Wnt signaling pathway
Cellular component (GO): plasma membrane
Molecular function (GO): protein binding
Source: RefSeq, a predicted model, not a curated record